This is a messenger RNA of Centruroides sculpturatus (bark scorpion), 1880 nucleotides long. RefSeq names its product cytochrome P450 3A21-like. The transcript is spliced from 9 exons. Lineage: Eukaryota; Metazoa; Arthropoda; Arachnida; Scorpiones; Buthidae. Gene Ontology annotation, molecular function: heme binding; iron ion binding; monooxygenase activity. The record is from RefSeq and is a predicted model, not a curated record. Bases 632 to 1711 code for a protein of 359 amino acids.
AUUUUAUUAAGUACAGUUCGAUUAAAUUAGUUUCUUAUGGCAAUGAAAGGAACAAUUCGAAUUCCCUUGAUAUUGUAUUGAAAAGUAAUUUAAUGAAUUAAUAAAGAUUCAUAUACGAGAAAUUUAGCAAAUUGAAGCUUUUAGUGUAGAUUAUCAAAUCAACAGUACACAGAAUUAAGAUGUAUCUAAGUACAGCGAUACUCUUUUCACUUUUCAUUUGUGUCACACUCAACACUUGGGCGAUCUGCCUAAAAGAAUGACUUCCCAAUGGUCUUUUUAAAGGUAACUGGCCCCUAUUCAGGCGUUACAGACGUGGAUAAACUCAACGUGGCCAACCCUCCCUGGAGAGGAGCAAACCCACAACCGAAUUCGCCACUGGUUGGCCAACAUGAACCUUCUACUAUUGCCAAAAAUAUUUACAUUUAAACUUCUAAUUUCAUUUAUAUAGAUGGAGAAAACGGAGAAUGACUUUAUUUCAACGUUACGGUAUACCAGGACCGAAACCGAAUUUUUCGUCGGAAAUUUAAAUGAAUUUAACAAUGGAGUAAGUACUGUCACUUGGAGAUCAAAACACAGAAAAAGUAAAACAUUGUUCUGUCAUACUCGUACAGAGAGUGAAACAAAUUGAAAAAUGGUUGCAACAAUACGGAAAAAUAAUCGGUGGAUCCUUCCUGAUGCUGGAUUUCCUCACAAUUCUUCUAGAAAUAUGCUUUCUACAAUAGCUGAUCAGAAAUGGAAGAAUUUAAGAAAUACACUAACCAGUUGUUUCAGUACAGGAAAGAUUAAAAUGAUGGGUUCCCUGAUGUCUCGUCCGAUUAAAAUCUUCUUAAAAAAUAUAGAGAAGCAAGGUGAUCAGCGGUUCGAUAUUGAAAAUAUGUGUAAAAGAUUAGUGUUUGAUAUAAUCUGCACAUCAGUUUUCGGUAUAAUCACAGAUGUGCAAAAUAAUGAAACUAAUACCUUUAUCGAGUCUGCUCACGCUGCGUUUUCAACUGAUACUUCUGAUGCUUUAGUUGGAAUAUCAAUUUGUUUUCCGGAAGUGGAACCAAUAUGCAGUUUCCUUCGAUAUAAAAUUGAGAACUUGAAGCAUUUUCUGAAUCUACCAUCUUGGACCACGGUUUAUGAGACAUCUCAAAAAGUGAUCGAUGCCAGGAAAAAAUUAAAUCAACGUCCACAAGAUCUGCUGCAGAGAAUCAUAGAUGCAGAAGAUGAGAGUAAUGGAGAAAUAAAGAAACUUUCAGACCAUAUUGUAAUUGCAAAUGCAAUGAUGUUUAUGGCAGCUGGAUAUGACACGACAAGUUCUACUUUACGAUGGUGUAUUUAUCAUCUCGCUUGUAAUCCUGAAAUACAACGAAAAGUCAAUGAAGAAAUUAAAUCUAACGUUUCAGAUGAUGUAGAUGUGCAGUAUACGGACUUAGGCAGUUUUCAGUUAUUAAAUCAAGUUAUCUCAGAAACACUUCGCCUUCACCCAUUGACUUCAGUCGUAGUGAAUAGAUUAUGCUCAGACAAUUAUUUUUAUAAAGACAUCACCAUUCCUAAAGGUAGUGUUAUAAUGGUUCCAGUACAAAUGCUGCAAAACGAUCCAGCUUAUUGGAGUGAACCUAAUAAAUUCAAUCCCUACAGGUUACAGAUUAAUUACGCUUACAAGUAUAUUAAAAAAAAACUGAUUCCAUCAUUUACCAACCAUUCGGUGCUGGACACAGAAUAUGUAUAGGUCAAAAAUUAGCAAUAACAAUACUACUAACUAAGCUCUACCGCCACUAAUCGGCUGGUAAACAGACUCCUUACGCCGUUUCACUCACUGCCUUAGUGACUAAAGAUUAAUCUUACGUAAUAAUAAUCAUCGACACCCUAAACCCGCUAUAAUACACCGUACUGUACGU